UAUAUUGGCUUCCUCUUAAACCCCAUAACAUUAUCGGGACCAGAAAUUCUGACUCUGAUUUCAGGAAUUUGGCGGCCAAUUUAAACGGGUAAAAUUUUCAUUGUACGAUGAUCAACUAAGGCAUGAUGCAGGAAGAAAGGGGCGUAGUGAGCUCUCGGUUCACAUUCCGUGGAGUUGACUACAUAGUCAGCAUAUGGGUGAAUGAUGAUAAUCUACUCACUGUAGAGGUAGAGGAUAGAUUGACUGCAGACCAAUGGAGAGGAUCAUUUGAACCAGCUUAUAUUGAAGACUUAACACACAAAACUGGGAACUACAAGCAGUUUUCCAUCUUCUUGAGUAUGUUAGAAUCAGCAUUGUUACAGAACUCUGAAUCUGUGAGCCUUGAUCUUUUGACCUAUGCUGAUCUUGAGUCGCUUCGUAACCGCAAAGCUGGUCUUGGUACCCGGACUAUCCCAGGGGCUCAGAGGUCUGCACUCAACACUAAACGUUAUCUGAUUGUCACCUACACUGUGGAAUUUGACAGGAUCCAUUAUCCUCUACCUCUGCCCUACCAAGGUAAACCUGAUCCUGUGGCUCUACAAGAUACUGUCAGGGAAUUACGCAAAGAAAUCAAACUUCUCAAAUCACAGCUUACUUCAGAUCGCAAAUCUUCAGAACUUGUUAAGCUGACCAAAGACUAUGAGAAUCUCCUAUUAGAGAAGCAAGAAAUAGAGGAUGCUUUCCUUCGAUACCGAAGAGAAGUGAAGAACACGUCGACAGGUAGUGCAGCCAAAGAGGUCCGCAUUCUCAAAACUGCUAUCCAGAAUCUAGAGGAAGAUUUGGUGAAUGAGAGAAGGAAAUACCAGAGGUCGUCCAGUAAGAGAAGUCAGAAUUACAGGGAGCUGCUGGAGGAGGUUGAAGAACUGAGAGCCAGUGAGCGGAAUCUAAAAGUGCGAGUCAAAAGUCUCACAAAUGAGCUAAGCAUCUUGAAAAGAAAUCCAUCAAGGCGGAGUAGCCGUUCUCCAAUGGUACCCACCCCAUUAUCCCAACGUCAGUCAAGACCUGCUGCUAGGAGACCACCAUCAGCUGACAUAGCGAGAUCUAGGCCUCGAUCAAGAAUAGACACAAGCAGUAGAGAGAGAUCACUUUCAAGGGGUCGAAGGUCAAGUGUGUCAUCGGUGGGGAGUAGGAGUCGAAGCAUCUCACCUGCAGGUGCCAGAGGUCCCAGAUUUGACCCUACAGCUUACAUUCUGGAGAAGAAACGCAGAGAAGAAGAAUCCAAAUUGAAAAGUGCCAGGUUACAGAACAGUGCAGUGCGGUCCAGUGGUAAAUCAAGGUUAGCAGGUUCAGGAGAGAGGGGUAGAACCAGGAAACGGCUAUCAGAUGGGUACAGAGGGUUUCGUUCAAGGAGCUCAUCAGCUGGAAGCAGAAGAUCAUCUGGGGGUGGAGUCAGUGAUGUUGAGGUUCUAUCUGAUGCCUCAGAAGGAAGGAGAAGGAGAUUACGAGAAGUACUACAGCCAGGCAAGACUUCUUCAUCUAAAGCAUGGUCUAGUCCAAAUGUGCCAUUCAGGAGGAAAACUGGAGCUGCUCCCAAAAGAUUAAUGAGUACACCUGAUCCUGACUAUCCAUCAAGGAGAGGGGCUGGUAGCAAGACUAGGAGCAGACCGCUCUCUGAAUACAAUGGCCAAGAUCGGAGUGCAACCCUGUACAAUGAUACGAAUGAGAUGUCGGAAAUUGAUGCAAGACUCAGUGCCCUGCAGCAGUUUAUGAAACAUAAUUUGUAAAGACUGGAUGGCAACCAACCUUGAAGAAUAUGGAAAUCAUUAUAAUAUAUGUAUGGAUUUAAUUCUGUAAAUUGGACAAUUAUAUAGUGAUCUUCCAAGUUCUAUGGAUGGAGAUAACAGUUGAAUGUUCAUUCAAGCGAUCAUUUAUCACUCUAGGAUCGCCAAAGAUUUUCAUUUUUUACAUGGGUGUGUUCAAUCAAUCUUUUGUCUGACUUAAAAAACAAAAUGUCUUUUAAAACACAAACAUGAAACACUGAAAAAGGUGUGUUCCAUGACCUGAUUCUUCAGAGUGGCAUUGCUAAAAAUCUCUUUAAGACAUUGGGGAUAUCAAUUACAACUUCCUGUCAUUGUUGUGGCAUAAUACUCUAGGUUGAGAGAUGAUUCCUGUAUCAACGACUGCACAGUGUUUUUGUUUAAAUGAAGGAUAAACAGGGUUGAUAAAAAGAGCUUGAAUGCUCUCCUGUAUUAACUUUGUUAUAUGAUUAUAUUUGGAGAAAAUUCAUUUGUGGUUUUACUUGAACGCACCCAAACCUGUCUGCUUGAAUCCUUGUGAGUCAUGAAAAAAGAAGAAAUAAAACAGAAGGAAAUUUGUGAUCAUGGCUACCUGAUGAUUGAAAGAUUGAAACAUACAGCAUAUUUUUUAAUCUCAUCAGUCAAUUGCCAAUUCAACAAAGAAUAAUGAUUUUUCGAUUAUAUAAGAGGCUGAAAUUAGCAGCUUAUUAUAAUGAACUUAUCAUAAUUAACUUCAAUGUGCCAAAAAAAAAAAUAGUGAAUGCAUGACAAUCCCCAAAUCUGAUAAUUUUCUAUGGUUCCACCACAAAAUAAUCCUUGUUAAAGAUCUUUCUUUGGCUUUUAUUUAAUCUUGAUAGAAAUAUGUGAAAGAACAUCUAUUACAUUAGGGUGUGGCAGUGAUUCAGUCGUCGUAGGGUCUCUAAAAAAUUGUGUGUCAGUUAAGAGGCUACCAAUGAAAUGGAAAAGAAUAGAAAAUGGCUAUUUUAUGUAAGCAAUUGAUUGUGGCCCUAAGAUAGAAAAAAGUCAUACAAUAAAAUAGCAUACACCGAUCAUAACAUGAAAAAAAACAUAACCCACAAUUGGAUAUACUUGAAACUUUUCUAUAGUUGUACAUUUAGAUGUACACAUGUUUACAAAGUAAAGUCUGUAUAUUGCCUGUCAGCAACUGAGUCUAAUAUUGGAAAAAUUGAACUGCCCAGACUAAUGAAAAAUUGCAAUUUUUCUACAGGGUAUAUUUCCUACUUGUUUUUAUUCUGAAUUACAUUUUGUACCAGUCCUAAUAUCACCUAAUUUUAUGGAAACCUUAAUUGCUUCUGAAAGGGGAUUCCAGGCUAAAAAUAAUAUGAUUUGAACAGAAAAAGAAAUAUCAGACAAUUUACAGUUUUGCAUCAAUUUUGAUGAAACAGUU
This is a messenger RNA of Lytechinus variegatus (green sea urchin), 3183 nucleotides long. RefSeq names its product centrosomal protein CCDC61-like (gene ccdc61). Bases 123 to 1763 code for a protein of 546 amino acids. The transcript is spliced from 16 exons. The record is from RefSeq and is a predicted model, not a curated record. Gene Ontology annotation, cellular component: centrosome. NCBI's taxonomy places the organism in Eukaryota, Metazoa, Echinodermata, Echinoidea, Temnopleuroida, Toxopneustidae.